ACAUAUCCCAAUUCAGCCAAACUUCCUCGCAUUUUCUCGAAGACCAGAAGACUUCAGUUUCCUCAAUUUUUUUGGGGCGACUUUUCCGUUGGUUUCUCCGGCACCGGAGGUCCUCGAAACUUCUUCUUGAUCUUGUUUAUAGCAGUUCGCCAUGUCGGUAAAAAGUGUCAAGGUCAGCAAUGUUUCCUUGGGAGCAAAUGAGAGAGACAUCAAGGAGUUCUUUUCUUUUUCUGGUGAUAUCGAAUAUGUUGAAAUGAUGAGUGACAAUGAACGGUCUCAAAUUGCAUAUGUUACCUUCAAGGAUGCACAAGGAGCAGAGACUGCGGUCCUUCUUUCGGGUGCUACGAUAGUGGAUAUGUCUGUCACAAUAACUCUAGCUCCUGAAUAUGAGCUGCCACCUGCUGCUUCAGCACCCCCUUUUGUGCAGGAAACAGAAGAUAAAGCUCCCAGUGGUGCCGAAUCUGCAUUUCGGAAGGCAGAGGAUGUGGUUAGCGGCAUGCUUGCUAAGGGCUUUAUCUUAGGCAAAGAUGCGGUCAACAAGGCAAAGAACUUUGAUGACAAACACCAGUUGACUUCAACAGCCUCAGCCAAAGUUGUUUCUUUUGACAAAAAAAUAGGGUUCACUGAGAAAAUAAGUGUUGGUACUUCUGCAGUCAGUGACAAAGUUCGUGAAGUGGAUCAGAAAUUUCAGGUUUCAGAAAAAACCAAAUCUGCUUUCGCAGCUGCUGAACAGAAAGUUAGUAGUGCUGGAUCUGCCAUAAUGAAGAAUCGGUAUGUUUUUACUGGAGCAUCUUGGGUUACAGGUGCUUUCAACAAGGUUGCAAAGGCAGCUGGAGAAGUUGGGCAGAAGACAAAGGAAAAGGUUGGAAUGGUUGAAGAGGAGCAAAAGAGGAAAAUGGAAGAUGACUACGCUCAAGUUCUAUCCGACUCUCCUAAAGUGUCUGCACCAAGUGAGCAUAAGCCAUCUAGGCCUGAACCUGCUCAAGGAUUGAUUCUGUGAUAUGGACUCGUACUGUAAAUACUUUUGAACAUUUGUAUUCCUUUAUAUUUUUACGACUUGCUUUAUUCUUCUAGCCUUUAAAGUGUUAAAAUUUUGAAACAUUUUUCCUCAAUUAGUUGGACGUGUUUUGGCUUUAUAAACACAACUUUGAUGAGUA
Molecule: messenger RNA, 1157 nt
Organism: Ziziphus jujuba (common jujube)
Lineage: Eukaryota; Viridiplantae; Streptophyta; Magnoliopsida; Rosales; Rhamnaceae
Product: binding partner of ACD11 1
Exons: 5
Coding region: 152-1000 (282 amino acids)
Molecular function (GO): RNA binding
Source: RefSeq, a predicted model, not a curated record